Molecule: messenger RNA, 342 nt
Organism: Soboliphyme baturini
Lineage: Eukaryota; Metazoa; Nematoda; Enoplea; Dioctophymatida; Soboliphymatidae
Source: the annotation of a GenBank genome assembly
CUCAACGAAUACGUUGUCAUCGGACGUAAGCUGCCAACGGAGAAAGAACCGCAUCCGCCGCUGUAUAAAAUGCGAUUAUUUGCUCCAAAUGAAGUAGUGGCGAAGUCGCGCUUCUGGUUUUUCUGUAGAACUUUGAAGAAGAUCAAGAAAACCAGUGGCGAAAUUGUGUCCAUCCAGAAGAUCUUGGAAAAGAAGUCCAACACGGUGAAGAAUUUCGGCAUCUGGCUGCGAUAUGAUUCCCGUACCGGCACACACAACAUGUACCGUGAAUACCGGGAUUUAACAGCAGCGGCUGCCGUCACUCAAUGCUGUAUGCACGAUUUUGUGUACUGUUGGUAUUAG